GACGUGCACAGAAAAAUAUCGUUAUGUGCGGAGAUAAACAUAUUAUUGCCGCUUGGACCUAACAUGUAAUGUUAAACUACUGAUUUCAAAUCGGUGAUCACUGCAAGUUGAUUGUAAUCUUUGAAUGGAAAUGAGUUGGUUGUAUGAAUUUGUGUGCCGUGUGGUUUUGACUUAGAAAAACGAGGGAAGUAAAUCAAGUAAAAUUUUGUGACAAUGGAUGGAGAUCACGCAUGUGGAAGUGAGAAUUCUAGUGUUUCCUUAGUUAAUAACACAUCGACCUCUCGCGGUUCUUCAAGUGACGAUUCUUCCCCCGGUCCACCGUGCAACGAAAUGAACCAACUCGGACGGUGUGUUGAUGAUGUAAAUAACGGUGUAACAGGUGAUGCCUGCGAGAUAUUAAAAUUUCCAGCUGUCAGCUGCCCAGAAAAAAUAGUGUUAUGUGUUGAUUUAGCGGAAGAUCCUGAUUAUACUCCGUUUAAACUAGGACAAGGAUCGAAGUUUUCCCCCUUGUAUAUGGUAAAGAGGGUGACAGAAAUAUUUUUGUAUAGUAAAAACAUCAUAAGCCUUGAACACGAGUUUGCGUUAGUUGUGUUAAAGACUGAUGAAGCGGUGUGGCUAAGUGAUUUUUGUAGUAAUCCAAAGGAAAUCAUAUCUAUACUGGAGGGUUUGAGUGAAACCACACAAAAUGAAACUUUCAAUCUUACGUCAUUGUUCGAUGUCAUAAAACGAAAUGUAAAACUUCCUGCACCUCUUGCCAAUAAUCCAGAACUUUGCCCACCAUACUCGGUGAGAGUAAUUUUGUUAUAUAGCCGGUCAUUCUGCGUCCCAGAAUUUAGACAAGGACGAGAGUCUUUUAAUGUCCUUACAUCAUCUCCGUAUUUUACAUUGGAUAUUCUGUAUAUACAUGAACAGCCUUCAGAGGACAAUAAAUGUGAAGAAGCAUUUAGUGUUUUAGAUGGAUUAGAUGAGCAGGAACUCUCCUAUGUGUAUGAUGUCCUCAGAAAUGCAACGAAAUUGCAUGACCAUAUGGCUAAGCUUCUUGCGCAUCCGCUUCAACGACCAGCACAGAAAAGAACUCAUUAUAAAUUGAAGGAGCCGCAGGAUAUUCCAAAAUAAGUUGUAUGUAUUGUAUAUAUGUGUUAUAAGCUUUAUUUGUGGAGAUUUUUUGAAGAAGCUUAAUGAAUUGACAAGUUGCAGAGUUAUGUACGGUAAUGAAGUAUUAAAUUUUAGUACUGUGAGAAAACAUUACACAUUGGAGCUGCAGAAUAUCUGCAAGUAAUGUUCCUAUAUUUUGUUACAGCUGCGCAGUUUUAAUGCAGAUAGUCUACUUAACUGCCACAUUGCAGGGUUAAAUGUUGCUGAAGUGUUUUGGAAACAAUAAAUUAAAAUGACAUAUAACAUAUUCAUUUUAUACGGUCAUUUUUGCAUAAAAUGUCAGUUUACAAUAUACAUUUAUAAAAAUAAAGAAAUGUGAAGAAGAUAAUAUGCUAUAUUUUCUUGCUAGCAUGAACUGCAGUUUUGUCCCAACCUUUUUUUCAGUGGUAUGGUUUUGUUUGAAUGUUAUUGCUGGUUUCUGUUCAACCCCAAAGAUAAAAAUAUGUGCAUGUUACAAUGGCUGUGUUUUUUUUUAAUUACAAAAAUUAUGUUUCUUUGUACAAAUGUUAAUGCUCCAUCCAGCAUACAAUGCUAAAAAUUGUGUUAAAGUGUAGACAUAUUAAUCAGUGUUGGUUUGUCACAAAUUGUGGAGCAAUAAUAUUUGCAUUUACUGAAUUGGUAUAUUGUAAGUAUCAAUGCAGAUAACAAAGAUUGAGAAAGCUGCUCUAAGAAGAUUUCUCUGUCUGUUAUAAACUUUUAGACUACAGAUGACUUGCUUUGUAAGAGAGACCCAUUUUAUUCAGUUUUUUCUCUUACAAAAUCUUAGCCCUAUAUCAGAUGUAGUAGGCCUAGUCUCAAUAUUUUUGUUGUGUCUGUGUAGUCUGAACCAUUCUAAUAAACUGAUUUAUUCAGGAGGUGAAGAAGGAAAGU
This is a messenger RNA of Schistocerca cancellata (South American locust), 2025 nucleotides long. RefSeq names its product BRISC and BRCA1-A complex member 1-like. The transcript has a single exon. Gene Ontology annotation, cellular component: BRCA1-A complex; nuclear body; BRISC complex. The record is from RefSeq and is a predicted model, not a curated record. Gene Ontology annotation, biological process: double-strand break repair; positive regulation of DNA repair; mitotic G2 DNA damage checkpoint signaling. The coding region runs from base 214 to 1116 and encodes 300 amino acids. Lineage: Eukaryota; Metazoa; Arthropoda; Insecta; Orthoptera; Acrididae.